Austrofundulus limnaeus is the source of this 1753-nucleotide messenger RNA. RefSeq names its product acylglycerol kinase (gene agk). The transcript is spliced from 14 exons. Gene Ontology annotation, biological process: sphingosine biosynthetic process; ceramide biosynthetic process; phosphorylation. The record is from RefSeq and is a predicted model, not a curated record. Lineage: Eukaryota; Metazoa; Chordata; Actinopteri; Cyprinodontiformes; Rivulidae. The coding region runs from base 143 to 1408 and encodes 421 amino acids. Gene Ontology annotation, molecular function: ATP-dependent diacylglycerol kinase activity; ceramide kinase activity; acylglycerol kinase activity. Gene Ontology annotation, cellular component: mitochondrion; cytoplasm; membrane.
AUGUUACACCACUACGUACAUGCAGCAAAUCAAUCCAUAAUGACCGCUGUGGUAAACAUCUGUUUUUCGUGAUUUUCAGUCGUGUGGACCGUUGUAAAUUUAACACCCCACCAAAAGUAGAAGAGUUUAUUGUUUAAUAAUCAUGGCUCGUGUUGUAAAAGUGUUUCGAACUCUUCGAAAUCACUGGAAGAAAUCUACAUUUGCUGUCUGCGUCCUUUCCUACGGGGGAUACUGGUUCUAUGGUAAACACUGUGACAGUGUUGUGCGCAGAGAGGCUUGCCAGUUGGCCAGGGAAUUUGGACGUCAGUUAAUAGCACCUCAGGAGCAGCUGAAAAAAGCAACUGUAAUUUUGAACCCUGCAGCAUCCAAUGGGAAAGCCAAUAAUUUAUUUGAAAAGAAUGCUGCUCCUAUUUUACACCUGGCUGGAGURGAGAUUACAGUAGUCAAGACUGACUACGAAGGCCAGGCAAAAAAACUGAUAGAGCUGAUGGAACAAACAGACAUGCUGAUUGUAGCUGGAGGGGACGGCACGUUGCAGGAAGUCAUCACAGGUUUACUGCGGAGGCCCGAUCAAGAGAGCUUCAGUAAUACACCGAUCGGAUUUAUUCCACUUGGUGCYAAUAAUUCCCUGAGUCCAAGUCUUCAUUUACUCUGUGACAACAAAGUGAAAGACAUUACGUCAGCCACGCUGUCCAUUUUGAAAGGAGAAACUGUACCACUGGAUGUGCUCCAAAUCAAAGGAGAGAAGGAGCAGCCUGUUUUCGCUCUGGUCGGAUUGCGUUGGGGUGCUUUUAGAGAUGUGGCGGCAAAGAUUAGCAAAUAUUGGUACCUUGGACCAUUGAAGAGCAGCGCAGCUCACUGGUUUCACACUCUGAGGGAGUGGCCUGUGGUCCGAGAUGUUUCUGUUUCUUAUUUAACCCCCACGCCCCGGCCUCCUGACCCGCCCUCUCAGAAGGCCCCCAGGCCCAACCUGAUCUACCGCAUCAUUCGCAGACUGAAGAACUACUGGAAGGCUAAAGAGCCUCCAAAAGUGGAAGAGCCAGAGAAGUGGGAGGAGCAGCAGCUGUCGACAGUAGAGUUCUACAUCCAAACACACAACAGAAACCCAGUAGAGAGGCGGGUAAAUGACUCUCUGAUGAUCUGCGCCGAGCCGAAUGACUUCACCGUGGGCGACUUCRUCUCUGUCGGAAAUAAAAAACAAAAGGACCCAACAGUAUUCACAGAAAAUUCCACUAAACUGGAAGCUAGUGCUUGUCGAGUAAAGGUGCCAGAGGGCGCCUCCGGCUUCUACAAUAUCGACAACGAGGAGUACGARGCCAUGCCGGUGGAGAUCAGACUUUUGCCGCGGAAACUACGCUUCUUCAUCAGUGCAGAGCGCAGAGAGCAGCUCCUCUCACAGCCACAGUGAUGGAAAAAAAACUGAACCAGUAAAAGGAUUAAAACUAACUUUAAAAGAAACAUCUCGUAUCAAAAGAUCAUAAAUGAACUUUGAAAACUGAUUUUUUUUCAUGUUUUUAAAUGUUGUCGAUCAGUUUCAUUUACAUCCUGUUUACAGAGAAUAAAAGAGUUGGAGAUAUUUUAACCAGCUCAAAGCAGAUUACGUUACCUACAUACACAAGGACCUUUUGAGUUUUUUAACCCAUCUUAAUGUCUUUUUUAAAUACAGACUGAGUUUACUAAAUGAGUUACAGCUGUUGUCACUUGUUCAGAUGUUUAAUAAAUAAAUAAAUGCAGUAUGUCCAGUUAAAUAUCA